Psilocybe cubensis is the source of this 1566-nucleotide messenger RNA. Its product is annotated as putative pyrophosphatase. Gene Ontology annotation, molecular function: nucleoside triphosphate diphosphatase activity; ribonucleoside triphosphate phosphatase activity. NCBI's taxonomy places the organism in Eukaryota, Fungi, Basidiomycota, Agaricomycetes, Agaricales, Agrocybaceae. Bases 1 to 1566 code for a protein of 521 amino acids. Gene Ontology annotation, biological process: nucleoside triphosphate metabolic process. The transcript is spliced from 11 exons. The record is from RefSeq and is a predicted model, not a curated record.
AUGUCUGCUUCGACGAGUUCUUCACCUACACCGAAGAACAAGACCUUUUCGCCCAAGGACGCUGAGGUCGAGGAAAGAAAGGGCCUUCUUAUUGAUGCGGACGAAAACUUGGAUGACCACGAUGAAUACUUUGAAGAUGACAUCCCAACGACUCGGUCCUCUUGGUCGCGGAGAAAGAUUACGACGACAGCCAUUGUGAUAAUUGGGCUACUGGUGACUGGGGCGCUGGCUCGUACCGUUCUGUUUGGUAGUCCUGGAAGAAUGACGAACCAUUCUGCUUUUUCUGGAGAAGAGCUGCGUUCCAAUGGCACGGCCUUGUUCAAACGAACCGUCGUCGUCGUCUCCAUUGACGGGUUAAGGGCAGACUAUCUGGACCGAGGUUUCACACCUCAUUUACUUGCACUCAGCAAAAAGGGUCUUCGAGCUAAAUCCAUGAAACCUAUAUUUCCAGUAAGUCGCGCAUAUAAUCAUUGGGCUAUAAUGACUGGUUUGCAUGCCGAAUCUCAUGGAAUAGUAGCAAAUAACUUCUGGGAUCCAGUUACUGGGGAAGAAUUCCAUUACAAUCAAAUUAAAUCUGCCUGGAUUUCAUCCUGGUGGUUUGGAGAACCUAUGUGGGAAACCGCUGAGAAGGCGGGCGUGACGGCAGCUAAUCUGAUGUGGCCCGGUCCCCCAAAAACCACAUCUGGAUCCUCCGCAACAUAUUUUGUCCCCUGGAAAGACAAAGUUCCCCUUGAAGACAAACUGAAGCAAAUUCUAAACUGGAUUGAUCUUCCUCUUGAUAAGAGACCACAGCUGAUAUUGGCCUAUGAACCUUCUCUUGACCAAGCGGGUCAUGCAACAGGUCCAUAUUCUGAGCGGGUUAACCAUACCCUUGUACAAGUGGACGUUUUUGCAAAGGAGCUUCAUGACUCCAUCGCCGCUCGCAAUCUAACCGAUAUAGUCGACAUCGUUUUUGUUAGUGACCACGGCAUGACAGAUACCAGUAAUCCUGAGCCAGUAUAUAUGGAUGACAUUUUAGGCAAGGAAGGGAUCGCUGCUAUCGCUCACGAGGAUGGCUGGCCAUCAAUGGGCCUUCGGUUCCAUGAGCACGCUAAUUUGUCGAAGCACCUCGACGCACUUUUAAAGGCUUCAGAUAAUAAUCCGGAGAAGUUUGACGUCUAUACCCACGAAACUAUGCCCGAGAGAUACCAUUUUGCGAACAAUGAACGCAUUGCUCCCAUAUAUGUCGUACCAAAGAUUGGAUAUAUUCUAACAACACAUGCAGAAGGCAAUACUGGCAUGAGCAAAGGGAAUCACGGAUACGACAACGAAGAAGUUUCGAUGCAGGCUAUGUUUGUCGCUCAUGGGCCAUUCUCUCACCAGGCUAAAGCACAGCACCAGCGACGAUCAAAAAUCGCGCAUCUAUCUUCUCGAGCUCAUGAAGGUUGGCACUCGACUUCGGACGACACGUAUAUCAUGAAUACUUUCCAGAAUGUUGAAAUCUAUAAUCUGGUGAUGAAACUUCUGGGUAUUGAGAACAUUGCUAAUAACAAUGGCACGCUCGGCUUCUGGGAUCAAUAUCUAUGA